Messenger RNA from Cantharellus anzutake, 1649 nucleotides. RefSeq lists its product as uncharacterized. Lineage: Eukaryota; Fungi; Basidiomycota; Agaricomycetes; Cantharellales; Hydnaceae. The coding region runs from base 208 to 1557 and encodes 449 amino acids. The record is from RefSeq and is a predicted model, not a curated record. The transcript has a single exon.
AAGUCCUUGUUUACUUUAUCAUUAAUGCUUAUUUAUGGCAUGCAGGGAACAAGCUCAGCGUGAGGAACGUGAACGGAAGCUUCGUGAAGAAGAGGCGAAACGACGGGCAGAGAAAGAGGAGGCUGAGAGGAAAGCAGAAGAACGACAGAAGCAAGCUGCUGCCGCUAAAGGUGGGCAAGUCUUUCCUUUGUACUGUUGUACGCCUGAAUGCCUUGGUUCGUCAAAGCUACCGCUGCUGCCACCGCCGCCGCUGUUGCCGCUGCCUCAAGGCCGGCGCCCUCCCCACCCCGCACUUCAACUACUAGUUCCACCUCAACCCUUAAGCAGGUAUCGCCAGCUCCGAAAAAGAUUUUAACUAAACCUGCCGCCGCGUUGCAAACCCCAGCGCCAGUGUCAGCUCCAGCACCUACGCCUACACCAGCACCAUCACCAGCGCCGACCCCAGCACCGGUAUUGGCAUCGGCACCAGCAACGGCACUAGCGUCGGCACCAGCGUCGGCACCAGCACCAGCUCCGACACCAGCGCCUACCCAGACCAUAACAUCCCUGCCUCCCGCUACACCUUCAUCCUCUCGUCCAACACCUCCGCGACCUACAGUUGCCACCAACACUGUACCAACUGCUCACAUCCAACCCCAACCGAUGCCUGCACAAACUCCGUCAAGUGCGCACCCAGGGUCUUUUCAAUCGCAGCCACUGCCCUCUGCACCUCCUGGACUCCUUCCCAUUGGAAGUUACCUUCCUCCACCUCAUCAGGGUAUGCCAGUAAAUGGUUUCACCCCCCAUCCUUCAUACGCUUCCGUGGGUACGUUUCCGAGCCAGUCUUCACAACCUCUACCCACCCCUCUGUCUACUCCGGGUAUGCCGCGAGGGUACCCGAUAAUGGACAGUAAUUUCGACAGUGGUAUGAACUACCAAGCUUCGACACCUGUUCCUCCCAUCGGCCCUCCCAAAAGUUUUAGUGGUCAAAUGCAGACUCCUCUGACUUCGAGUUCAGCCGUGUCGUCCCCCAUCGGCAUGGGUUUCCCAGGCAGAUCAGAUGCUUUACCUCCUUCGGGUCCUCCGAGUCAUGUUCGCAGAGCAUCCAGUGCUCACGAGGUCAUCGGCCGUACACCCUCAAUGGGUUAUGGAACAAUUCAGAAGCCUCUCGGACCGAUAUCUCGGCCAGUUGGCGUUGCAACUAUGGACGGAGAGGAUAAACCUCCUUCUGGCUCCUCGAGUCGCCGUUCGCCAAGUCCUACAAACUUCCUUGGGAGUAAGGCUCUGAUCAAUGACGAUGACGAACUAUUACUCCCUGUAACUGGCCGCAGAUUUGGUGCGGCUCCGAACAAUGCUCACAUGUGGGGUGCACCUGGUGAACCCCCUAAAAUUAUGGAACCUGUUGGAAGCCGAUCAUUUGGAGGUCCCAGCGCAUGGGGUUACCCUCAACAAGCUGCAAACAAUCUGUGGGGCUCGGGUCCUUUCGGUGCAAUGAACGGAAUCCCACCCGCUCAUGCAUAUGGCGUCCCGCUCCAGUAUUCGAAUCGCUCCCCUUCGACACCCUCGCAGAGUAGUUAGCAGUUGUCUCGCCGUUUCUGAUUAACUAUACAUGUCUAUUACUCUCCGAUACUCUUACAUAAGUCACUCAAUGAUAAGAGUUGACGAAACCG